Molecule: messenger RNA, 294 nt
Organism: Dovyalis caffra
Lineage: Eukaryota; Viridiplantae; Streptophyta; Magnoliopsida; Malpighiales; Salicaceae
Source: the annotation of a GenBank genome assembly
AUGGGUGUGGGUCGUGGUGGUCUUGUGGCUGUGAAAGGAAGAGGGGAAACCAUGGUUAGGGACUACAGACGAUGGCUUUGGUCAAUAGUGGAGAGGCAGCUGCUCGAGUGGGUGAAGCUUGGUGAGGGCUUGUAUUCAGCUAGGGUGACCUUAUGGCUUAGAAGGGCUAUGAUAGCUCUUUUUGGUGGCUUGGAGCUGCUUGUCAUGGAGGAGCUGAAUUGGGUGAAGAUGGCGUGGGAGGUGGCUAAUGAGGAGGCACCGUGGGAAGAAGAUGAUGAAAGUAAGGGUGUUUGA